Messenger RNA from Myzus persicae (green peach aphid), 477 nucleotides. RefSeq names its product putative nuclease HARBI1. Lineage: Eukaryota; Metazoa; Arthropoda; Insecta; Hemiptera; Aphididae. The annotation marks the transcript as partial. The record is from RefSeq and is a predicted model, not a curated record. The transcript is spliced from 2 exons.
AUGAAUGAAAUUAUACUUAACAUAUCGGAUUUAUCACUGUCAAGUGACGAUGAAGACAUUGUUAACUUUAUUGAACGAUUGAAUCGCCCAAAAAAAAAGCGAAUUUAUAGAAACCGAUUAGAUCAUUUCAGUACUUGGGAUGAGAUUGAAUUUUAUAAUCGUUUUCGUCUAUCAAAACGUGUUGUAAAUGUAAUAUUGGCAUUAAUUGUGGAUAAAAUUCAAUCUCCUACCAACAGAAAUCAUGCGAUUACUCCCGAGCAUAUGAUGUUAUUAACAUUACACUUUUUAGCAUCAGGAAAUAUGUUAAUCACUGUUGGAGACUUCAUUGGGAUUCAUAAAUCUACAGCUGGGAAAUGUGUUUGGAAAGUUUUAAAAGCCAAUGCUAUGUUGAGGUCUAAAUUUUUAACAUUUCCUAAUGAUGUUGUAGGGCUCAAUAAUUUGCAGCAAGGAUUCUAUAAAAUAGCAAGGUUUCCAAAG